AUGCAGGGCGCAAAUCUCGACGAACUCACGAAUAUGCCUGACCAUUCGCGAGCACAGACGAACACGAGCUUCCCAGAGGAAGAUGUGGCCCCUCGGACUCCCGAAGAGUAUGCGAAAUGCGUUGCUGCUUUCGCGCUUCUGAGGGGCUUGUAUCACGGAGAGGACUACCAACAUCUUGGGGAUUUCAUGAUGCGACCUAUCGGUCCCAGGCUUCAUCGGCCCACAAGCGUCAAUGACGAAAACCCAGCUCUGCUGAGGCCACCGAUCAUCUAUCGAUGGUCGCCCAAUACCGAGCUACGCCGCAAGCACGUAAAAACCGUCGCAGAAGUCUCGCAAGAGGUUGAUGACUUGGUGGGAAAGCAUGGGUCGAUGCUGUUUCUGUCCGGUCUCCAGAAGCCAGACUGGAUCAAUGCAAUCGGAGCAGGACUUGACCUUGAUCCCAGGUUUUUCCAUGACCAUCUCCACAUCAAACCACCAAUAGGCGCAAGGACUCUCUUCUCGAUGCCUGCUCUGCCCUCCGCGAACGACAGUAUCGUGCGACUGCGAUACUUCACGAUUGGUGAGCACACUGCUCUUCCUAGCGGCACAAAAUUAUCCAGGCUCCGCUCAAUGGGCUCAAAGGCCAUGGAGCAGUAUCGGAGGGCUCUGAAUAGCGAGCACAACUCGAAGCAAGGGGACUCUAUUGUUCGCCUGCACUAUGUCCAUUCUCUGGAAUAUUUUUCGAUCAUGCAACAGAUGACGAUCGCUGUUCACAGCACCGGAAAUGGCUUCAAAGGGGUUGCAUGGAUCGACAGUGGCCACGAUCUCGAUCAAGGUCCGGAUGGACCGUGGAGUAACUCCGCCCAUAGUUGGAGACCACGCUUCCUACCCACUGCAUUGCACGCUCCUCGAAUCGCACUGGAAUGGCAACAUUGUGCGACUCUGCCACAAUCUACCGGGCUAUUGAUGCAGACUGCAUCGCACCUUUGUGAGAACUAUGGACGCUCGUUAGAUGACGAGAUUUUGUGUCAGGAUGCGUUUUACGCCAUCUCAGACUUGCUCCAAUAUGCCGCCGCAUCAAUCUGUCAAUACUUAAACUUGCUGGAUUACACAGUUCGCAAUGCAACCAUACAUGCUACAUCCAAGGCUGGUAAUUUCGACGUCUCGGACUUGGCAUACCACCGGCAAUCGCUCGACGAUGUUAUAUCUGUGCUCAAGGAGAAUCUUCGCGCUGUUCAAGCGCGAGGCCACCCUGCUUGGCCUCAAGCUGCAGUAGGAGAACGUCUAAAUGAAGCGGACAGAAUCGCAGCAUCUCUACUUGUCGACUACCAGGAACUGCUUUCUCGUGCUCAGACUCUUGCCGAGCGAUGCAGUAGCGACAUGCGAAAUAUCAUGCACCAAGCAGCGAUUGCGGAAUCGCAGCGUUCAUUCGUACAGGCCGAGAAAGUGGGACAGUUGACGUGGCUUGCUUUUCUGUUUGUCCCUCUAACUUUCACCACAUCGUUCCUGGGUAUGAAUCUCGAGGUAUUCGGUCAAGGGACGAUUCCGUUCUGGGUAUGGUUCACCAUCACGCCACCUUUGGUAAUGUUUGCCUUCUUCAUGCCGCGACUGGCCCGUCAGGAUUGGAAAGGUAACAAAACUGCGCGACCGGCUGCCAAGCCUGAUCCCCAUCCAGGGAGCCAGGAGGCACAGCAGAUGCGACAUUCGGUAUGA
Cercospora beticola is the source of this 1692-nucleotide messenger RNA. RefSeq lists its product as uncharacterized. Gene Ontology annotation, cellular component: membrane. The record is from RefSeq and is a predicted model, not a curated record. Gene Ontology annotation, molecular function: metal ion transmembrane transporter activity. Gene Ontology annotation, biological process: metal ion transport; transmembrane transport. NCBI's taxonomy places the organism in Eukaryota, Fungi, Ascomycota, Dothideomycetes, Mycosphaerellales, Mycosphaerellaceae.